GAAAAACAGAAUGACAGAUGAGAGCGGAAGAUCUUCAAGCCCAAGAGAUGGCGAAGCUGUUUACCUGGUCAACCAGAGCUCAAACACCUGCCUCAGCGUCACCGCCGGCUCGAGCCCCGACGACGCCGUGGUCGCCAUGGCGCCCUUCAGCGGCGACCUGAGCCAGCAGUGGCUCCGGGCGGGCGGCCAGUGGCUCUGGGGCGCCAACCACGCCUUCUGCUUGGUGCCCGUCGACGGCACCAACGACGUAGGUCUGGGCGAUGCCAACGCGUCCUCGGUGUCCUGGAGUUACGACGAGGCCAGUAGGAUCGUGGUGGGAUCGGAUGCCCUGGACGUGCCCCUGGAGGAGCCCAGAACGAGGGUCAUUCUGUCUCCUGCGAACGAUGACGCCACGCAGAAGUGGACGAUUGACCUCGUGUCGCCGGAGGAGCCGGAAUACUUCAUCAACCAAAGCAGCAAAACUUGCCUUGGCGUGCGAAAGGGGUCGACGCCAAGCGACGCUUACGUCGGCACCCUCCACGGCAACGGACUCAAAGAACAGCAGUGGUUCUUUGUGGGCGACACGUGGCAGUGGGGCGGCAACCGGUCUUACUGCCUUGGCCCUGACUACGACAACCGAACUGUGAUCCUGGAAGAUACGAGCACUUCUACUUCAGUAUGGUACGUAGAUGAUGCGCAAAGGCUGAGAAUCGGAGAAUAUGCUAUCGACGUACCACAGACAGCCCCAAGAACAAGAGUUGGGCUGUUCAAAGCAAGCGACGCCAUACAUCAAAAAUGGUGGAGGUUCUCUGAGCUAAUGGCUUCACUUGAGGGCGUAGAACCACCUGUGUAUCCCUUCCCUGGCAGUGACGAAACUACCUAUAACCAGGAAAUAGACAGAGGUUUAAUAAAUGCGCUCAGUUCUAAGACAGAGCCUCUGCCAUACCCCCGUGAUGUACCUACUUUCCCCGGUACAGUUGAUCCCGAAACUCCUCGAGUAAACAGAAAGGUCACUUUAGAUCUUUCUGUCCUUGGUCAGAACAGAAAUUUUCGAAUGACAGUUCCCAAAGACUGGCAAGCGACAGACCUGUAUGUGGCAGAAGGUGAUAUCUGCCAAAUCAUUCUGCCAGAAGCUUUGACAGCUGAUCAGGCAUUGCAAAUCACAGUCCGCGUUGGCGCAUAUACUGAUGCACUUAAUCCACACUCAAGCAAUAUUGAAAAUAAGAAAUAUAAACGAAUGCCAGUCGUGUCUGAAGUAUUUGAUGUUUUCCCAGGUGUCAAUGAAAUUCGCAGUCAGUAUGGAGGAAACCUGAUAUUCAUGUAUACCGAGGGUGAAAAUUUUACGGUUGACGUUGAUGUUAAGAACGUGGUUGAAGCACCAUAUUUCCGGUAUGGCGUGACCUCCGUUGAGGACUGGGAAGCUAUCAAGACGCGAGAUGCGCCGCACGCAGUACUGGAGUCAGACAAGUGCGUACUCGUCGUGCCUUCCUCGGCAGCUCAUGAACUCACGGACCCUGAUCAGCUGAUGGCUCGCUAUGAUGAGGUUCUCCCCAUGGAGAGUUACGCAGCAGGUUUCGAUGAGACGGAAGCUCCUCCUCGAGGAAAGUAUUGGCUGGUGAAUGAUAUUCAGAUCGGUGCUGGAUCUGCUCAUUCUGGAUUUCCGGUUAUGUUCUCCCGCGGAUCAUAUAAUAUAGCCAAUCCCGACAUCCCUUACAAUUGGGUAGUUUGGCAUGAACUUGGUCACAAUCAUCAACAAGGUUCUUACUGGUGCAGAGCAUAUGGAAGUGAAUCGAGCGUUAACUUGUUCUCCCUGUACAUCCAGGAGCAACUUUUUGACACUGACAGACUGGAGGAUAUGAACGGCUACGUCACAGCAGCCGAUAAAGUGGACAAUGGAAUGACCUUUGACGAGGGAGACGUGUGGGAUAAGCUGGUGUUCCUGAUGGAGAUCAAGCACGCCUUCCCCGAGGGAUGGGAGAUGUUCCGCCAGCUGUACAAGACGACUCGAGCGCUCUCCGACGACGAGGCGCAUGACAUAGCCGGGAACCAUCAGCUGCAGAUCGACCAUGCGUACAAGAACCUCAGCAAGAGCGCGGGCUACGACCUCGUCCUGACCUACGACCGAUGGGGCCUCGAGCUCAGCGAAGAGGCGAAGCAGGAGAUAUAGCAACUGGGACUCGAGAAGGCUCCAGGGGACCUUUCUCAUAGACCUCCAUCUGGCAAAAAAUAAGGACGCCAGAAAAUUGUGCUAUUUUUGUCCCUGAUCAACUUGUUCAAAACCAUUUGAAGACCAGUUAAAUUACAUUUAUUUUUCUGAAAAAUGGCCGCAACUUCUGCACCCUGUAAGCUUUUUGAAAUUUCAUGUAUAUUAUAUUUCUUAUUACUUUAACCCAUGCUACAUGCGAUUAAACAUUGGUCUUCCAAUAAUUACUCUCAAUUGUAAACUAUUUCCGUAUUAUUAUAUUAAAUGUUGUCAUAUCUGAAGCUUCUGUCGUUUUUAAGAUUAUAAAUUGGAAUUUCAUUGCUUGUGUGAAAAAAUGUCAUAUAUGCUUGCAGUAUACAUUGUGCAUAAGUGUAAGAAAUUCCCUAGUCUGAUCCUACAGAAUCUAAUAAUUGUUAAUCUGGAAUUCAUGGAUGCUUGCUUAAAAAAAAAAAAAAAAAAAAA
This is a messenger RNA of Penaeus chinensis, 2644 nucleotides long. RefSeq names its product accessory colonization factor AcfD-like. The transcript is spliced from 2 exons. Lineage: Eukaryota; Metazoa; Arthropoda; Malacostraca; Decapoda; Penaeidae. The coding region runs from base 11 to 2146 and encodes 711 amino acids. The record is from RefSeq and is a predicted model, not a curated record.